Messenger RNA from Ostertagia ostertagi, 1131 nucleotides. The record is from the annotation of a GenBank genome assembly. NCBI's taxonomy places the organism in Eukaryota, Metazoa, Nematoda, Chromadorea, Rhabditida, Trichostrongylidae.
AUGAAAGUAGCGUCGGUCACGAAGAAAUUUUGGCGACCAUUCACUUCACCACGAAAUUUUCUCCAAACGGUCGCCUCCUUCAUGCCGAUUAUCCUCUGGCUGCCUCGGUAUCCAUUCAAAACGGAUCUUCUCCAUGACUUCAUAGGAGGUCUCACAGUUGGGAUCAUGCACGUACCCCAAGGUAUCGCCUACGCACUGCUAGCCGGUGUUGAUCCAGUAGUUGGUCUUUAUACUUCAUUCUUUCCUGUGUUAUCGUAUAUGCUCUUCGGCACUUCACGACAUUGCUCAACAGGGACUUUCGCUGUGGUUGCGCUGAUGGCUGGUAAAGCGGUGCAUCGGCUCACAGAACCACAAGACACCUUAUCCAGUAUGCUGGGGAAUUUCACUGAGCCUGCAGCAACACCUACGCCUAAUCAAGUCGCCGCGGCUCUGACUGUGCUCAUUGGUAUCAUCCAGGUACUGGUAGCGGUAUUCGGCCUCGAUUUUGUCACGACGUACUUCUCAGAUGAAGUUGUUGCUGGGUUCACAACUGGGGCUUCUGCUCACGUUUUCAUCACGCAGCUCAAGGAUGUCUUUGGACUUACCGGACUUCCACGACGGGAUGGCGUGGCGAAUGCAAUUCUGAAGCUAUAUGAUCUCUGUGCUGGCAUAGGAAGAACGAAUUUGGUCACUCUUGGGUUGUCAGCGUUGACGAUUCUCAUGCUUCUGCUUGGAAAGCAUGUGGUGAACCCUUUCGUGAAGAAGCGUCUUCAUUGUCCGGUGCCUUUUCCCAUGGAACUCAUCGCUGUCGUCGUCGGGACAUUGAUAUCUAAUUUUGCUCAUCUCAAGUCUAACUUUGGUGUCUCAACCGUCGGAAAAAUCCCUGAAGGCCUGCCAGCUCCGCUUUUGCCUCAUUUCGAACUGAUGCCAUCGCUUGUCGUUGAUGCGAUCUCGAUAUCCGUUGUGGUAAUGGCUAUACACGUCUCUCUUGCCAAAAUACUUGCGAAGAAGUACCAAUAUGAAAUCGAUACCAACCAGGAGUUCUAUGCAAUGGGCUUUGCGUCGUUGUUGAGUGGAUUCUUUCCGGUUUUUCCAAACUCCUGCAGUCUUUCUCGAACCAUGGUCAGCGCUGGAGCUGGAACUAGAUCUCAG